UUCAUGUUAUGCCAUGUUAUAUCCAUGUGUGUUGACUUAACAAUACAUAGAAAUGCGCUCGUUCGAGCUUCUCCCGCCCAGAUAACCGAAGUAACGGUUACAGACACUAGUACGAGAAAUCCAACGUUUUUAUUCGUUUUUUUGUUCCCACUAUGAUUGUGGUGCCUUUUUUGUUUUGUUUUCUCGCCUUUGCCGAGUCAACGAGCUUAGAACGGAUAAGCAGAGCAACCACAACAUGCUUUCAACAGAACGCCGAGAUUCUCGAGAAACUUAAAGGGAUAGAAGCAAAGAUUGAAUCGUGCGCUAAUCGCCCACCGGGGUGUGAUAAAACACCCAAGAACUGCGCGGAAGUCCUGGCGUGCGGUGGUCUGACUAGUGGCGUGUAUACUGUGGACCCUGAUGGCCGGGGCGCCUUCCAGGUCUACUGUGAUCAGAAGACCCUUGGCGGUGGCUGGACCGUGUUUCAAAGGCGCCAAGACGGCUCAGUGGACUUCUACAAGGGCUGGUCCGCGUACAAAGCAGGUUUUGGCCGCCUUCCCGGUGAGCAUUGGCUUGGACUGGACCGAAUGAAUCGACUCACUAUGCAGACGCGGAACGAGCUCAGGGUGGACCUAGAAGACACGACGGGCGCUAAGGCGCAUGCGCAGUACGCUUAUUUCGCCGUCUCCGCGGAGUUGAGCAAUUAUCAACUGAGCUUGGGGGCUUACAAAGGCACUGCUGGAGAUUCCCUAAGCGAUCAUCGCGGAGCGCCAUUUUCAACCAAAGACAGAGACAAUGAUUCUGCAGGAGCCUCGUGUGCCAUAAUAUACAAGGGAGCCUGGUGGUACACCGCUUGCCAUUCUUCAAACCUCAACGGCAAGUACUACCAUGGUAGCCACGCUUCUUACGCCGAUGGAGUAAACUGGAGAGCAUGGAAAGGCUACCAUUACUCUCUCAAGCACACCGAAAUGAAGAUAAGACCCCAGGGGUUUAUCGUACCUAGCUAGAGGCUUGGUACAGUGGAAGAUUGGCUCAGAUCCCUAUUUGUUCCUGAUUGGAAAAUAGCAGGCUAAGAAUUAAGGGGUUUUAAAAAUGUUUUAAAAUAAGGGUAUGUAUAUGGUACUUUUACCCGAGCUUUACUUCGAGCUAUUAGUAACUAUUGCGAAAGAAACAUUCUUUUGUAAUUUAUUUAGCUGCAAGUUGACGUAAAAAUUAUUGUACUCAGGUACUAGUGGACUAGCAAGCUAAUCUUCCUAGUGUCAAUAAAACAUCACUUACAAAAAAAAAA
Nematostella vectensis (starlet sea anemone) is the source of this 1267-nucleotide messenger RNA. RefSeq names its product fibrinogen C domain-containing protein 1. The record is from RefSeq and is a predicted model, not a curated record. The transcript has 4 exons. Bases 153 to 986 code for a protein of 277 amino acids. Lineage: Eukaryota; Metazoa; Cnidaria; Anthozoa; Actiniaria; Edwardsiidae.